AUGGUUGCAGAGGCGGCACGUCGCCGCGGAUUUCUGAAGCGCUUUCGCAAGAAACGCAGAUCCAUUCGAACGGAUCCGGUGGUUCGGCCUCAAAGGACCAUGUCUUCGUCGUCGGCUCGCGGUUCCACUUCUUCUAUUGCAACUGUCGAUAUUGCGUUCGUUUUUUGUUCAUCAGAAGUUGAUUAGCAUGUUUUUUUGAAAAUUAAAACGCUUGAAAUUUUAUAGCGUGGUCGAAAAGGCUGGUUAUCUGAAUAAAUGGACCAACUACAUCAAAGGAUACCGACAGCGAUGGUUCGUACUUGACAAGAACUCAGUCCUGAGCUAUUACAGGUGACCGUUAAUUUAUCAAGUCGUAUUUUUUUUUCAAUGAGAAAAGUACUCGAAAUGAUGAGAAACUAAGCCUUUGUGUUUUUUUUUUCUCUAAAGUAAAUCCAUUUCUUCGUUCUGUUACACUUCACAGCCAUGCUGAUCCUCGAUGUCUGGGGAUCACGCUAGAAAUCAGUUUCUAAUCGGUCUUCUUCUUCUCUCUUAUUUUCUGAGUUUGAGAAAAAAAACCUGAAUAAUCGUCAUAGGUAAACUCAGUUUGUCGCGUAGCGUUUAAAGUUCUGAGCAAACAGAAGGUUCUCAAACUUGAUUGGAAGUUUUGAUCGAUAGCGGAAAGGAAGAAGAAGAAUCUGAAGUGAUCCUGAAAGUUACACAUCACAAAACAUUGGCCUUCUUCUCGCUCUGCUUUUCAAACGCCUUUGUUUGGGAGAUGGUGAUGUUGGAAAAAUCGAUAAAGAUAGUUGUUCAUGCCAAAUAUUUUGUGUGUGUGUUGGCGCGCCGUCUCUUCGCGUGCACUCGAUUUGUCCCUUUGCUCUCGUCGAAUGUGCUGUCGCUUCCGUCGGCACUAAUUCAGCUUCAAACUAGAGAAGAAUGAUCGGGGUUUUGUCCCUCAUCAAACGUGCCGAUAACAGGCCAGAUAAGGCGGCCAAGAAGAAGGAGGAGAAGCGACGCGAGUCUAAGCUGAAAAACGAUCAAUCGAUGCUGAUGGGCCUCCGCGGACGGUGGCGUCGCGCCAGAAAACGUCUUCCUUGGUGUGGAGUGCAGCCGCCGAGGCGCUGCAGCCUCGCCUCGGACCUGUACUUCUCGACUCUCGACAUUCCUGCGGCACUGUCGAACCAGCAAAGUUUUCCUCUUGCUCAUGACCUCUGUUGCGAUGGAGAGCUCAGGUUUUGCAUAAUUAUUCCGUGUUUCCUUGUUUCUCAAAGUUCCGAUCGAACUCGUGGUAGUUCAUCUCCAACUUAGGGCUAAAUAUGCAUUCGAAGUCUUGGAAAAGUUGAAUUUUAGUUAGAUCGCGGGUUUAGAGGCUAGAACUUCAAAUUUUUUCAUCGUCUGAAACAUUCCUUGACGUAUUGAAUGAAGAUCUUCAAAUUUGCCACCUGCAAAACUUGAUACUUCUUGUUAGAGAAUGUUUCAGCAGAUGUAUCGAAGGAAAUUUACGCUGAGACCCCUAUUUUUGGGAAAAGAGCCAGUCGUGCGGAUUGCGGCUUACAGAAUUCUUUUUUUGAUAUAAGGAAAAAAACUUUCAAAAAAAUACUAAGUUCUCUGUAAAAUUACCUUUCACUGGUUUUUUAGGAUCUUGAUUAGCUGGAUAACUCUACUAGGAGAGAAGAAAAAAAGAUCAUAAAGUUUUCAAAUCUAUGUAUUUGUUCUGAAUUAGCUUCUUAGGCCAGUUUAUCUAACAGCGCUUUCAUUUUAAUAUGAUAGAGGGAAGAAAAAGCACGUUUGAUGGUAAUAACAUCUUAGUUGUAAUAAUGCUUGAAAUACAAAUAAAGACUUUUGGAGGUAAUCUUGAUCUUUUAAAAGCUGCAUUUCAUUCUCUCGAGUUUUGUUCCUUCAAGAAACAUUUUCAUAGUAUUGACAUUUUCUUUCCGCAGUCUUAAUAUCUGUUUACACCCUCUGUUAUCAAAUUUUGGUUUUUAAAAGUUCAAUUUCGUCGGUUUUGAUAGACACACAGGGAAAUGUCGACCGAUAAUAGUGUCAUUAAAUUUUCUCAUGAGUCAGACUUAUGAUGCGUUCAGUUUCAUGGAAACGAAGUCGAUUUGGUUUCAGAAACUCGAAGGAAGUCGGUCAGACUUGCCGUGGCAGCAUCAACCUCCACGAAGCGCGGAUAUACUCGGACAAGGUUGAAUCAAAAUCAACCGCCAUGAAAUAACUGAAUACGUUAAGACAACGAACAACAUCGUGAUAACUGCUGCCUCGCAGGCGUUCCACGUGAAGGCCUUCAGCGACGCCGACCGUCAGAAAUGGGUCUCGGCACUGGAAUAUUCGCGUCACAAGGCUAUUCGCAGAGCAGAAAGCGGUUCGCUGUGCAAGAUUUUUCCCGGAUUAUCGUUCUGAACUUUUCAGAAGAAGACGAAGACGCGAAUCUGAGUGCAGGCGUCACUCGCGUCGAAAACUUGCAAGCUUCUCAUCGAGUUCUCGCCUCCAAACUUGCCGACUUGGAAUCCGCUAUUUCUCUUCUCAGUAAGUUUCUGUGAAGAAAGCUAGCUGCACAAGUUUUCUGCUUCAUUUAGAUCAAAAAGAAAGAAAGUAGUUAUUCAAAUAUUCACGAUUUAAAAUCACAAAUGUAGAUUUAUUAUUCCGCAGAAAAACUUUUUUCAUGGUUAAACAUCGUCCCUUCUAUCAGAAAAAUGUAAACCGAGAUCUCGCUCAUCUUUGCUAGUGUUGAAGAUUCAUUUUUAUUGAAAUCAUCAAAAAAACUAUCUGGAGUUGAUAUUUGGUUUCAGUAUGAUUUUUUUAUUGAAAAAUGAUUAGAUCCAUUUGAAGCGCUUCUCUCAAGUUACUCAAAACUCAAUAAAGUCAAAACAGAAUCACGUUUUUUUUAGAACCACUUGGUGAUUAACUUUUGAACUUUCUUUCUAAGUUUGUGAAAGAACACAUAUUUUCACUCCGUGCACUCUUAGAUUGCACUUUUUAUUUUUUAUUGAAUCUUUGUUUUUGCAAAUAGAGAAGAUGUGAGAAAAAGUUGGCUUGUUUUGUCACUGAUCCACUUUGUUUUGAUACUGAUCGUGAGAAUAAUAAGGAUAUUUUUAAUAACUUUAUGGAAUAAUAGAUUUGUUUUGAUGGCCUUUGCAGAUUAUUUUUUGAGACAAAGAAAGAAUAUUUUUCGAUUUGACUUCUAAAACAAAGAUCAAAGUUUGAUGAUUCAUGGAGUUUGUUGUUGUAGAUAAACAGCGAGAUGAAUUCGUGUACAGUGUGAGUGACGAAAGCGUUCCAAUCGACCGAAAAGCGUUGGUUGAUCGGGCCGAUUUGUUGAAGGUCUUUAUCUUAUUUGUCUUGUGACGAAGGAACCCUUUCAGAUAACGACUGCGACAGUUCUGAAAGCGGCCGAAGAACUCGUCGAGUUAUCGGAACGCGGACACGAGAAAGUUAACAAGAUUGUAGAGAGCGAGCACAAAGAGAAAAUAAUGCUCCAGGUUGAGGAGUCGAAGAAAACUUUUCUUAGCGUCUUUCCAGGACCAACUAGAAACUUUGGCCAAACAACACUCCAACUUGGAAAGAGCCGCUACUUUGACCGGGGCCGUCGGUAGAUAUAAGCGAUAAUUUUCAUUUCUGUUUUUUGAGUUUCAGUUUCGGCCUACAGCGAUCAAGAGGAUGAAUUUCACGACGCUGAGGAGGAGCUCGACAACGAGAAUUUCCCUCCCAAAAAAGAAGUAGAAGAACCAAAUCGCGUCGAUUCAGAGGAGUUCUUCACGGCUCCUUCGUCAUCGCAAUCUGUAAGUUUAUUUUCUCAGAAAAAAGAAGUUUAAAAAAAAAAGAAUUUUUUUAUUUUCUUUUUAAUUCUUACUGUGAAAGUUUCGAAUCUCCUCUUCGCGCUCCAAUUAUUUUAAGCAGCUUUCAAACAUUUUGAAUAAAUUUAAGCAAAUUAUGAGGCAACUACAGUGUCUAAAAAGUCUAGAAUUCGCCUCUGUUCUAGUUUCGUAUAAAAAUUCGUAAGUCGAAAAAAUUUAUAAAGAGCAAAAUUUUUUCGUUUCUUUCCCUUCAUGAAGUCAGUUUUAGCUCGAAAUCUAGUAAGUUUAGAGAAAAAAUUUACAGGAAACGACAACAGACGACGUUCGGAAGCGAAGACGACGAACGACGGUUCCGGAAAGGCCUAACCUGCCCAUCAACCUGUGGUCGAUCAUGAAGAACUGCAUCGGCCGCGACCUCUCCAAAAUCCCGAUGCCCGUCAACUUCAGCGAACCGAUUUCUGUUCUGCAGCGAGUCACCGAAGACCUCGAAUACGUCUCCGUUCUUGAGAAAGCUGCAAAAAUGGUUGGGUUCGCCGGAAUCUUUGAAUCAACCAGUUCUUGGUCAGGAUCCCUUGGUCCAAAUGUGCUACGUUGCGGCGUACGCAGCGAGUAACUACUCGACGACGCUCAACAGAACCAACAAGCCCUUCAAUCCGCUGCUCGGCGAGACCUAUGAGUGCGACCGCAGCGAGGACCUCGGCUGGAAAAGCAUCACCGAGCAGGUGCCAACAUUUUUUAGAAUGUCAAAAAGCCCUUCUUCGUAUUAGGGCAAUUUAGAGAGAAUAUUUUCGUGAAUUCGAAUACACGAUUUUGAAAGUUUUGAAACCGAUACGGCUUGUUUAAAACCUAAAUUUUUUAUUUAAGCGACUUUUUUUGUCAAAUUAUUCUCCAAUAGUUCAGAUUAGUAGGAAAGCUGCAAAAAUAGAAGAAAUUUUGAAGCUACCGAUGUUGAAGUUUUGGUUUGAAUUUUCAAAUAGUUUUGACUAACUUUUCUUUUAGAAAAAAAAACCAUCUUCAUUAUUACUAACUUCAUUGAAACUUGUCUUUAGGACGAAAAAAAUGUCGAUUUCUUAAAAAAAUUUCGUAAAAAGUAGGAAGCAAGAUUAGAAAUAAGGAACGAAACGAAAUAUGUUUGAAUGCUGUAUAAAAUUUCAAACGAAAAAGAGUGAAAAAGAUUUGAAACAUUCCUUUUUUCAACAGGAAAGAAAGAAACAUUUCCCAGGUCUCGCAUCAUCCGCCAGCUGCAGCUCACCACGCCGAAGGCAAAGGCUGGGUCAUGUACCAGGACUUCACGAUGACGUCACGAUUCCGCGGGAAGUACCUGUCGGUGAUACCUGUCGGCUUCACCCACAUCCUUUUCCCUCCUUCCAACAGUCACUACUCUUAUAAAAAGGUGCCAAAACCAUCUCGAAAAUUUAAAAUUUGGGGCUUCAAUCUAGAUUACUACUACUGUGCACAAUAUCAUUGUUGGAAAGCUCUGGAUCGAUAAUCAUGGCGACAUGGAAAUCACGAACCACGGCACUGGUGACAAGUGCGUCCUCAAGUUCAUUCCCUAUUCCUACUUCAGUCGCGAGACUCCGAGAAAGGUAUCCAACUUUUUCAGGCUUUCUAGUCAGAUUUUCAUUUUUUCUGAACUCGUUAGACUCAAAAGAUGUUAAAAAGAUUCAAAGACUUGAAGAGACGUCAGAAGAUGGAUAUCUCUUUCCCUGGCGUCUCUUCAUCAAAGUUCAUUCUCUAGCUUCAAAAAUUUUUUGGAACUUGCUUGGACGAAAACCGGAUGAAAAGAUUGAAAAAUAAGGUUUUAGUUGUUUGAUUACUUUUUUAAAAUUUACUUUUUCAACGUUUUCUUUUGCCCAGGUCUAUGGAGUUGUUCGCGAUGCGACGGGGACCCCGAAGUACGUGGUUCAAGGGACGUGGGACAAGGCGAUCGACAUGUUAAAAGUGAUCAAUUGGAGCGGCAACGGCGAGAAGCAGAAAGUGGAAACCGACGAAAAACCGACUCGCGUCUGGACCGUCAAUCCUCCAAUGUUCGUCACAUUUCAGCCUAGUCUCAUCUCCAGUAAACGUUCGGAAAAAAGAGAAUCGCUUCUAUAAAAAAAGAGAAAAAGCUUCUAUAAUUUUUAGGCUCUUCGGCCAACUUGAGCCAAUUUUACUGGAAUUGUUUCUGAAUCUUAGAGAUUCAUUCUAAAGUUUCAUCUUUCUCAAUUUUCAGCCCUGGUGCCGAAAAAAUGCACAACUUCACGAAGCUCACGAUAGAGUUGAAUGAACCGGAAGAGGGCGUGGCGCCGACGGACAGCAGACUUCGGCCUGACCAGCGUUUGAUGGAGGACGGCCGGUUAGUUUGGAAGAAUUAAAGAAAAAAAUCAUUAAAUUUUACACGAUGUUAAGUCAAAAAAAUUAUUAAAAAAAUAAGCAAGAAAUUAAGGUCAUGUUUCUAGAUGAAAAAAAUAAUACUUUGAAAAAUAGAAAAAAACAUAUUUUUUUUAGAUGGGAUGAGUCGAACAAGAAGAAAUUGGAAGUAGAAGAAAAACAGAGGACGGUCAGACGUCGACGAGAAGAAGAAAUGGAGAAAGCCAUGCAGCGAGGUGAACAAAUAUUCUCGAAUACCUAUUUGAUAGUCGAAGAAUUUCUAGAAAGGAAAUUUCUGUAGAGCCUCUAGACGGCUACAGAUAUUAAAAGUGCGAGAAAAAAAGAUGAAAAAACUUCGAAUUCAGCCGUUAUUUACAGAAAAGAUGAAAAAAACUAGGAAUAUUUAUGAUUUUAUUUUUCCAAAAUGUGAAAAUGGUUGAUUUUUAAAAAAAUCAUAUGUGGCUAGGAUUUUAUCCUCUAAUCGGAAAUUUUUUUUAAAAGUGUAUUUUAUGCUGACGAGGCGGAAGCAAAAAAUGUUUUUUUGACUCUCAAAACCUGAAAUAAAGUUCGAAGCAAAUUUUCCUAAAUUCAGGGAUAUAAAUAUAAUAUUUUUUGAUGUUUGUCUUGAAAACUUAUUUUUGAUACUGAAAAAUAACGGUUAACACAUGUGAAUUUUUCAUAUUUGUUUCCAUCAAUUUUGCAUAUUUUCUCCUCAGACUUGCCACUCAAGAAAACACGGCGUAUAUGAUACAGAAAAUCAGUCGGAUUUUACGAAAAAUCGCAGAAAACUUUUAAUGAGUUUGAUAUUGAUGCUAAUAUAAGAACAUGCAGAUGAAAAAAAAACUUGUGUUUAAAACUAUCGAAUGCCCCUAAAAUACGAAAUCUCUCAAAUCCAGGAAGAUGGGGUUUACUUACAGGAGAGAUGUUCGAGGAGUACCAGCCGACGUGGUUCUCGAAGGUGCAGGACGAACUGAACGGCGCCUUGAUCCACCAGUACAAGGGCGGCUACUGGGAGGCCAAGCAGAAGGGCGAUUGGUCGCGUUGCCCCAACAUCUACUGAUCUCUUUCCUAAUAUUUAUCGCCUUAUUCUCUCACUUCUACUUAUGCUUCACUUGUUACCCUCAUCAUGUACAAAUUAUAACUAUCAUGCAAAAAAUCAUUUUUCCCCUUUCUCGCCCGGUUUUUUCUCAUCCAAUUGUGAUCGUUUAUUUCUUUCUCUUAAUUUCGGCGCCUACGGUUGUCAAGUCUAAUUCCCCAUGAAUAGUAUUGGCCUUUUCAGAGAAUAUUUACUAACCGAAUCUUGUCAUUGUUGUCAAUAUGCAUAGGCGAAAUUCAGAAGGUGUCUCUUGGAACUGCAGAAGAGGAAAAAAUAAGAGAACUUCCAGCAAAUCUCCUAAUUACCUUCUAUUUUUCGCAGAAAUGUGGAAAAAUCGCAAUGUUCUGAAGGCCCGAGCAAGAUUUCUACUUACGUGUUAAUAAACUUUACGAACGCUUGAGCAACGGAAAAGGAGCGAAGUAAGAGAGAAUUAGAGGUCUCUGAAGAUGCGGCCGACUGGCAGUUGAUUGCCCUUCACCAACUCAAUUUUCUCAGCAGCCCUGCCGCCGCCGAGCACAAGAGAGCCCACCUUAAAGCCUUUUUGGCGGCGGUUUUGUGUUGCCAAAAGCCGCGUCCUCUUUCUUCUGAAAUUGGAUCGACGUCGGCCUCCAUUGUAGCCUUAGGACCUAAUCUUCGGGCCUCGGCCAUGGCCCUUCAUUCGAGAAUGCUAGCUUUUUCUGUUUGGCUGGCUCUGAUCAACGCCACAGCCACAUAUCCUUCUCACAUUGUUAUCAGUUCGUUUAUUUUUCGAUUUUUUUUAUAGACAUUUAGGUAAAGGAAUUUAUUUAUUGUAAAGUUAUUUGGAAUCUCCAGCAAUACACUUUGACGACGAAAAGCUUGAAGUUAAACUCUCUUCAUCUCAAAUAGAAAUAAAUCCAAACCUAUUUUUCUUUUACGUAAAUUACGAGAACUAGAAAAAUCAAAACUCCUUUUUAUGGAAUCGUCCUCGACUCACUGCGCUCCACUGAUAAUGCCCGUCAGAUUUUUAAUUUUGAUAUUUUUUUUCAUAAUUAUUUUGUGUAUUAAUAUUACUAUAUUUGAAUCAAGGUUUUGAUUUUUUAGUUCACUGUAUUUAUUGUUCGAAUGUUGAAUCUAUCAAAAAAAUAUUGCAAUAAGUAUAUAUUGUACAUAUUUUUUUCUAAAUAAUUAAUUUACACGUUUUUAGUUUUCAAGCCUAAUACAAAAAAUUUUAUUGAAAAAAAUUAGUUUCUUGUUUUUUUAGAAUCUUUCGGUUGCAAUGAUGGAUCGUCAAAAGUUUCUCUCAAAGCAAUGGAAUUCGCUGGCGAAAACAUCAAUUCUCGCCAAGAUUCACCUUUCAAGUAUUUUUUUUAAUAUUUUUUUCUGUUUUUUUCAUAUCUAUUCGAUUUCAAGAGAAGAUAGUUGACCUCACAGGAGCUGACAAGCGUUUUUUUCAAAAAGAUAUAAUUUUAAUAAUUUAUUCAGACUUGUUUUCGACCAUCGAGAGAUUGAAUGCGGCAACGCAGAAGCUUGGAACAUGGUAAACGCAGGUAAAAAUUCUCAAAUUUCUUAGGAAAAUACGUAGCUUGAACUAUUUUUGCAUUUUCAAACGAAGAAGAUAUUCAAAGAAGUAAAGCGAAAAAGAUGCCGCUUUAUAAGAAAGUUUAUUUUACUAAUCAAAUCUAACAUCGCUAGGGUGUGGCAGUGAAAAAGGGUUAUCUUUUUGAUAGACUUUAGCUUUGCCUAAAAACUCUUCGAAAGGUGGCCAAUCAUGAAUCCACUAUUAUUUUUCUCUCAAAGAGCUCGUGACGAGGAAAGUCACACUUGAAGAAAAGCCUGGCAGCUCAUAAAAAAAGCACAGAAAAGCUUCGCGGACUCUCCAAAAUUUUGGAUUUGAAGUUCGCUUCGAAAUUUUUAGCAUCUGGAGAGAAGACUUGAAAUAUCUGAAACUGAAGAAGCUGGAAAAAAUACAAAAAAUGUUUUGAGUUUGCGAGGAGCUGAAAGAAGGAGCGAUGACGUUGAUCAACACAGUCGACGGCAGGGCUUCGGAAGGCGUCCGCGGCGUUUCCGACGCCCUCGAGAUGCCGCUUCUCUCCUUGUCGGCACCUAACUUCGAGGCUCACUUUUCCAACUUGUUGGUAGUUUAUAUUCGAGCAAAAAAAUAUCUUGGAUUGGACUAUUAUAGAAAAAUAGAAAUGCUUAUUCAAAAAAGUUUUGAAAUCGAGGCUCUACUUGCAGCUUCGAACUGUUCAUCCGUCCGCCGAACGCUGAACUUGUCGCCGAUUUCAUCGUCCACAAAAGUUGGACCGACGUCAUUUUGCUCAUCGACACACGCUAUUGUUGGUUCUAUUUUUUAAUCCCCAUGAAGAAGCUUAUUUUACUUUAGGGUCGGGAUUUUUCUGAAACUAGGUUCAAACAUUUUCUGAGGGCACAAAUGAAAAUCUUAAAAACUUCGCUCACAAAAUUUCUCAGUUUUUGAAAAAAUGAGCUCCUAAUGUUUGAAAAUGACUGUUUCAAAUGUCGAAUCGUUUUCAAGUUUUCAUUGACCCUGAAAAGAUGUUUCUCGAUGUGAUCAACGUGUGAUAAAAGGAUAUUUUUUCUCUUUUAUCCAAAGUAACUCUGACAAUUUUCAAGAGAUUCCCAGUCAAAAAACGAGAUGACCUUCCUUGUCGAAAGUUGAUUUUUCAGCAAGUCUGUCGAUUCCUUGGCUCUGGCAACACCUUCGCGAAAAGACCAACACCUCGGUAACGGCGGCUAUUUUUGAAUUGCCGCCUUCUGAGGAACAGUUUCCUGAGUUUCUGAUGUCCCUCAACGCAAUUCGGGUCAAUGCUGUCAAUAGGUUCCUCUCUUUUUAAAAUUGAACGGAUGGGAACGAAUCUUCUGAAGGAUUCUGGUGGACAGUUCCUCCUCGAGUCGCAUGAAAAAGCUUCUUGUGGCGGUUCGCGCGGCUCAGUUCAGUCAGGCCAACUUCCACUACGUCGUCACCAACUUCGUAGGCUUCUCUAAAACUUCUUCAAGAAUUUUUUUCCAGGACUUGUCUUCGUACGAUGUGGAGAUGUUCCAAAACGGCAACAUCAACAUCAGCGGGUUCAACGUUAUAAACAAAGAGAGCCGCGAGUACUGGGCUGUCCGGAAACAUCUCAAAGGGACUGACAACUCUGGAGACGUCGAUGUGAGCUCAAAAAAGUUUUUGAGAUGAAAUUUCAAUUAUUCUGAGUUUUAUAAUGCGUGUCUAACCUUUAAGGUUCUGCUUUAAAUAGCCAAAAGCCUCAUUUUCCAAGCAUACAUGCCAAGAAAUGCAGCGUAAACUUUAAUUUUUCUUUCGUAAAUAUAUCGAUUCUGUUGGAAUCAGAAAAUAUCAAUCAUGUUGCUCAGAUUUUUGAGGAAUUUAUUCUAAAAACUGUUCUUUUAAGUAUCCUUGCAGUAAAACGGUGAACGACCUUGUACACCUACUCCAAAUCAUUAAAAAAUUAUGAAAAAGUAGAAAGUACGUUUCAAAGAAAACGUUUUUGUGUAUUUUUAAACAUAUAGAAAAAAAAAAUGCGAUAUGAGUUGAUAACAUAUUCCGUUUUACCUUCUUUAGAAAAAUAAAAGUACUUUUAGAUGGAGCUCGAUAGGUUGUAAAAAGGAAAAUUAUCAUCGUCUGUUUCCAAGAAUGAGAAGUUCUUUCGUUUGAAGGCCGACGGCGCCAUCGCUCACGACGCGCUUCUGGUCUCGUGGCACGGCUUCUCCCGUUGUCUCCGAGUCAACGAUUCUCUCUUCCACGGAACUUUCCGCCACCGAAGAUUUUUCAACCGAGGCUUUCCCGGUGGGUCUUCUCGCCCACUGCAAGUCGAGCAUGGCGGCGACGGCGAUCUUUUGAUCUUUUCAUUUUUUUUCUUCCCAAAAAGCAGCUCAACUAGUUUUUUUCCAGGAAUAUUCUGCGAUCCUCUGUCAGACCGAUCCCAUCCGAACCGUCCAUUCGCUUCUUUCGAGCAUGGUAGAACCAUAACAACGGCUCUGAGAAAUGUGAACUUUAUUCUCUAAGUGAAAGUUGAAACAUGGAACUUUUCCAGAUUCGAAUAGGAACCCAGGAUGGAACUCUGACAGGCAACAUCGAGUUCGACCGGUUCGGUCAUCGACGCAACUUCGACGUGUCUGUGAUCGACCUGGUGUCCAACACGAAGGCCACCUUCAACCGGAAGGAAGUGAUGAUGUGGCGCCAGGGCGCCGGAUUCUUCGCCAACCGAACCGUCGCGCAGCAUUCCCGCAAGGCGGUCAACGGCCGCAAGGAGGACCGCGUCAUCGUUCUCACUAAUCUCGUGGGUUCUGAAGUCAUAAUCUGUCUGAAGUAGUCACUUGAGGGGAAGCUAAGUUUCUUACGGAGUGAUCUGCAUGAAACCACUGAAAUAUAAAGGCCUGAGCUAUGUGACUUCUCUUGAAAAGCUUGUUUUAUUUUUAAAAAUGGGGAUUUUUGGUCUUUCCCUUUGAUUUUCUCAACUUAAAGGCAAAGGGGCAGUAAAAAAAAUGGUGUUUCAGGUGAAAGCAGUAUCUUAUACAGUUUUUCUUUGCGGAUCGAAUGGUGUACUCAAAAAAAUUACAGAUGUGACAACUUUAGAAGAAAAACGCAAUUUUACUUUCGCGCCUUUAAUUUUAAAAAAAUCUUUGGAUCGGCCUACGGACAAAUGUUUACAGUAGCGGUGCAAACACAAACACAAACUGAUAAUAAAGAAAACAAAAAUAAUCGCUAUCCCAAUCGAAACCUUUGUAAAAAUCAUCAUUUUUUUCACCAGAAAAAGCUUUUUUUGCGAUCAAAGUUUGCAAAUUAUACAUGAAUAGAAAUCUUUUGUGACGAAAAGAACUUUGGUGACAACAGAAAAAAUUGAAAAUUGAAAGAAACGAAGAAAAAAGCGAAAAUCCGGAAGAUGGCGAAGCCUGUUGUCCAUAGAGCAACUUUACUGCAAAGCGCUCUUUUUGCGGGAACUCAAACUUUUCUCUCUCCGACUUUGAAUUAUUUUUUCUCCAAAACUAGGAACUUCUGGCGAUUUUUUUGAGAAAAUAUAAACUUUACACCAAUUUUAGAGAUUUCUGGACUCUUUGAGUAAUCUCUCUCACUAGGUGUUUUCUUUUAGCAUCAAUUAAAACUCCAACACUCUAAGUAGUCAUGUCCAAAUCACCUUUUAACAGGUAGCUCCGUUCGCGAUGACCAAAAAAGAAUGUCUGGAGAAUCCGGGCAACAGAACAGAAUGUCAAGGAAACAACCGAUACGAGGGAUACUGUACAGAUUUGCUCAAGCUUUUGGCCGACAGAAUCGAAGGCUUCAACUACGAGAUUCGGCUCGGGCUUAAGGUUAGUUGAAGAAAGGAUAAAGACUCGCAGAAAUCAUCUUAUCUUUCCAAUAUUUGAGUACCUGUCUUUUUUUCUCGUUGAAGAUGACCAACAUUUCGGGCUUACAAGUAAUUUAAAAACCUUCAAUCUUCCUCAGGCCGGAUCGAAACAACCGGACGGCAGCUGGGACGGAAUGAUCGGCGAUCUCCUUAAUGGAAACGCACACGCCAUAGUUGCCUCUUUGACUAUCAACCAGGUAUUCUUUGGAAUCAUAGAUCUUAACAUCUUAUAUGAAAUCGAGAUACAAUAGCUAUAAAACGAGAAAAGUGAGAUUUUUGUAUUCUCAGUUUUUUUUUUUGCUGUAUCGUCAAAUUAAUUUUUGAAAAACUCAGGAACGAGAAAGAGUCGUCGAUUUUUCUAAGCCGUUCAUGACGACCGGAAUUUCGAUCAUGAUCAAAAAGCCGGACAAGCAGGUCUUCUCAGUGUUUUCUUUCAUGCAGCCGCUCAGUACUGAGAUUUGGAUGUACAUCAUCUUCGCCUACAUCGGUGUGAGUGAAGAGUGUAGAAAUGGAUCUACAAACUGAGCUCGAAGUUCGCUCCAGCGGAAAUUAAUAUCGCGAAGUUUGAUUGCGAAUUUCCUUCCACAAAAAUUGGGUAAAAUUUUCGUUUUGCGAGUGGAUGCACUCUGUUGACUGAAGUAGAACUUCGGUUUUCAGAAACUGCCUUCUCUUGAAACUGAUUAUUUGAAGGCUUUUGUAAUGAACAUCUGAGAUUUCGGAGAACGUGUUCAGGUCUCCGUGGUGAUUUUCCUGGUGUCGAGGUUUUCGCCGUACGAAUGGCGAGUUGAAGAAACGGCUCGCGGCGGAUUUACCAUUUCCAACGACUUUUCCGUCUACAACUGUCUGUGGUUCACUUUGGCCGCUUUUAUGCAGCAAGGAACGGAUAUCUUGCCGAGGUUCUUUUCAUUCAUCUUCCAUCAAUUCAGGCCACGACUUUUGACUAGACUCCAUUUUGGAUAAAACGUUAGAAAAACGAAAAAUAAGAAAUGAGAAAUUUUCUAUAGGAUCUCAGUUCGGAGAAAUGCUGCUGAAUAAAUGGUAUGAUUUUUUUGAUCAUUGAAAUGUUUGAAAAAAAAAGUCGUAUGAGAAUCGUCCUAACUUUAUUAGCUAAAGCUUCGCGAACAGCAGAUUUUCUAGUCAUUCGAGAAAAUAAUUUGGAUAUAACUUUCUGGAACAAAGCGUAAUUAUAAUGAGAAAACGAAGUUUUUUUGAUUGCUUUUUCGAGGCUCAAUAGACUGGUUUAGUUGAAAGCUGGAUGUAGACGGCCAUCGAUAAAUUUUUCAAUUUGAAGAUCGAUUUCUGGUCGAAUAGCGUCUUCUGCCUGGUGGUUCUUCACGAUGAUCAUCGUUUCUUCGUACACGGCCAACCUGGCCGCCUUCCUCACGCUCGAGAAGAUGCAGGUACGUCUCCUGCUCAACGGCCCGUGCUCUCCACGUCAUUCUACCUUCUUUUUACAUAAACAACAAUAUUCAGCAGUAAUUUGCGAGAUAACUACUUAGUCAUCAAAUUUAUUUUCACCUCAAAAACAGAAUGAAAUUUCUCAAACGCUACACACGCUUUGAAAAGAAUUAAAUUUUGCACUUUCGUUUUCAAUCUUGAUAUUUGCUUCGAUUUAAAAGCUAAUCAAAAUUUUGACUCAUACUUUGAAGAGAAAGUAAUUUUUCUUCAAAUCUUAUAAUCUGUUAGAAGAAGAGAUAUAAAAAUCAAAAGUUGAACGCCCAUAAGGAGAAAAUUAUAUACUUUUGUUUUUUUCAAUAAAAUUUCACUUUCAGGCUCCAAUCGAAGGCGUCGAAGAUCUGGCCAAACAGACAAAAAUAAAGUACGGGAUUCAAGGCGGCGGCUCGACUGCCUCGUUCUUCAAGGUUUCAACGUCUCUCGAAUUCUUUCUCAAUCGAUAAUCUGUUGUUUGAAGUACUCUUCGGUGCAAAUCUACAACCGAAUGUGGCGUUAUAUGGAAUCUCAAGUUCCUUCCGUUUUCACUGCUAAUUAUGCGGAAGGUUCGGUCGAAAGCCUUUCGAGAAAAAAUGAAUGAGUUUCAGGAAUUGAGCGAGUUCGAAAUCACAAAGGUCGGUACGCGUUUUUACUGGAAGCGACCGCCAACGAGUACGAAAACACGAGAAUUCCUUGUGACACGAUGAAAGUCGGUGAGGAUAACUUUAAAAAAUAGUAACAAGCAUGGAUAUUUGGAAAGAAAUUGCUGCGAAGUGAUGAAAAAAGUGGGUUUCUAUUAAUUCUGAAAUUGAUUGAAAAAAGCUCAAGAAGUAUUUCGAAAAUCAAGCCCCUUUAGGUGCUAACCUGAAUAGCAUUGGAUACGGUAUCGCGACGCCGUUCGGCUCCGGCUGGAAGGAUCAUAUCAAUUUGGCGAUCCUGGCGCUCCAAGAACGAGGAGAGCUGAAGAAGCUGGAGAACAAGUGGUGGUACGACAUGGGCGAGUGCGACACCGGCAUUCCCGUGGUUUGGCUCAGAUUCUGUUCUCUGACUUCUUGGGCCUUCCUUCUUUUGUAGGACGGUUCCUCGGCCAGUUUGAACUUAUCCAAGGUGGCUGGUAUAUUUUACAUUCUGAUGGGCGGGAUGAUUGCGUCGAUGCUGGCCGCUCUUGGAGAGUUUCUCUACCGAUCCCGGAUCGAAGCUCGAAAGUCUAACUCGUCCUCGUUGGUGGCGAACUUUGCGGUGAGACCUGAACGUAUGGAUUGGUCGAAGUCGCAGUUUCAGAAGAAUCUGAAGAGCGCGUUGUCGUCCCAACUGCGGCUGUCAGUCCAGGGCGGAGCCGUGGCUCAGCCUGGAAGUCAGUCUCAUCUCGCCUUGAAGCGGCAGCAAGUCGCCGCCUUCCUGCCGGCUUCCAACGAAAAAGACAGUCUCGCUUCUUCGGAGAAGAAUUCCCAGGCACCCACUCCGAACCUCUACAACACCGCUGUCUGAAAGUAACUUAUAUUUGCAACUUUUAACGUAAAUCAUUUUUCAGAACCUGUUUUUUUUUACCACGCCUCUUAUUUCGAGAACAUAUUAUUCGAGAGAGAACUUAAAGAGAUUGUAAAUUUGUUUCAAAAAGAUUAUAUAUUUUUAUGCAGUCUUUAACCAUUGAAUGAACUUCCAGGCUUUCACCCUCUCAUUCAUUUUCCGUGACCGCUCUUCGUCAACAAUUUUUCAUAUUUUUGGUAAAGGUCUACUAAAAAACUUUGUAAUAAGCAUAUCUUACAAAGUAAAUAAGCCAAAAUCUGAACUUCAACGGGGUUUUUAUUGACACUCAUUUAUCGCAAAUUAUCCUGAAAAGCUGAGUUCAGCUCUAUUGUCUGUAGAUUCCAGAUCACUUCCAUUCUCAUAUAUUUAUUUUCGCACAUUUUUUGAAGUAUAAAUUUUUCAGUUUCAUUAAAAUUAUGUGUUAUAUUCAUAAAAAUGAAGAAGAGAAAAGACUCGCCCGAAUGGUAACACGUGCAAUGCCUUGACGCUUCGAAGCGGCUCCUUGAAGACGUACCCGACCUAAAACGCCUUGAGCGCAACGCCAUUAGUUAUCAUUAGAAAGGAUAACAUUUCGAAGUAGAAUGAAGCAUAUAAAGGUCGAUCUCUGUUUUUUUUUUCUCCUGUCUUUUUUCAGAGCACAGCCAACCUGGUGGCUUUCUUUACGCUCGAGAAGAUGCGGCUUUUUUGGUUCACUCUUUGUUCAACGACCCAUGAGCCCAACGUCAUCUGCCCUUUUAUAGAGGUUAACUACUCGAAGCUUCCACGUGCAACAAAGUCAGUCUAUUAACAAUCGACGUGAGAAGGAGGCUAGUCAAAUGAAAUAAUAUGUUUUGGCUGUGUGCACCUUCUUGGAGCCGUCUAAAUGGCCUGAGUAAUCCGGCCGGAACAAAUGCGCCUGAAGCCACAAAAAAGUAGUGAGAGGCGGCGAAAUGGAGAUGACUUGGGGCGGCGAAUGAGAUAUGAAAAGCUAAUCUCAUAUCCAUAUUCACGCUCUUAGGUCCCACCGACUCCUUUGCCUUUCCACCUCUACUGAGCCUAGAAACUUUGUGGAAAAAGGCGUCGGAAGCAUCGAGGCGAGGCGAAGUCGUGUUGCGAGGCAUCUACGAUUGCCUAAUCGCCGCAAUUGGCGCCUAG
Caenorhabditis auriculariae is the source of this 16637-nucleotide messenger RNA. Lineage: Eukaryota; Metazoa; Nematoda; Chromadorea; Rhabditida; Rhabditidae. The record is from the annotation of a GenBank genome assembly.